AUGGCCAGCUCCAGCUCAACACCCUACUAUGUCCACGAUGACCAUGACGAUGAAUCAAUACUGGAUGACGGCGUGAUUGAGGCCGAUGAUGCAAUCGACGCCGACGACCCCCUCCACGAAACAGACCGCACCCCCCUCCGCGGCAACAUCGAGCCCGACUCAUCCAAUUCCCGCGGCGGCGCCAGCACCGGCAACAACAUCUCCGGCGGCUUCCUCACCUCCCGCAUCCCCGGCGAAGACCGCCGCGCGCCGCAGAACACCAUCGACGAGACCGUAUGGCAGACGCUCUCGCGCGACCUCCUGGCGGUCUGGGAGAAGAUGCGCCAGGUCCUCUACCCCAAGUACCUGAUCGGCGGCAUGUUGCAGCGCGGCGGGGGCGGCAUUGGGGCUGCAGAGCGCGGCGAGGCCUCGGGCUUUGGAGGCGGCGUGAGGAAUGUGCUUGGGCGCUGGCCCGAUGCGGAUGUUGUGCUGCAGGGGGGCAUGAGUGAGGGGUUGAGGGAUUGGGAUUUAUGGGGCCCGCUGAUCUUCUGCUUGCUGUUGAGCAUGUUCCUCUCUAUGGCGAAGGGCGACCAGUCGGAUUUGGUGUUUUCGGGGGUGUUUUGCCUCGUCUGGAUUGGAGAGGCGGUUGUGACGCUGCAGAUCAAGUUGCUGGGUGGGAAUAUUUCGUUCUUCCAGUCUGUCUGUAUCAUUGGUUACACGCUCUUCCCUCUUGUCAUCGCCGCCCUUCUCAGCGCACUCGGUCUCCCAACGAUUGUGCGGAUACCGGUUUACCUCGUCUUGAUUGCCUGGUCUCUGGCUGCGGGAGUGAGUAUCCUUGGUGGCUCUGGCGUCUUGCGGAACCGUGUCGGUAUUGCGGUAUAUCCGCUCUUCGUCUUUUAUAUUGCGAUUGGGUGUCUUUGCUUUAUCAGUUAA
Messenger RNA from Aspergillus mulundensis, 912 nucleotides. RefSeq names its product Yip1 domain protein. Lineage: Eukaryota; Fungi; Ascomycota; Eurotiomycetes; Eurotiales; Aspergillaceae. The transcript is spliced from 4 exons. Bases 1 to 912 code for a protein of 303 amino acids. The record is from RefSeq and is a predicted model, not a curated record. Gene Ontology annotation, cellular component: trans-Golgi network; membrane. Gene Ontology annotation, biological process: endoplasmic reticulum to Golgi vesicle-mediated transport.